AUGGUACAAAGAGCGAGUGUCGAGGAAGCGAUAAAUUUCACGAGACUGAGCGUCCGUCUUGUGUGCACUUGGCCGCCAUCGGGGAGUGCAACUAAAUGGGAACUCGCCAAGGAGGAUUGUGCUUGGUGUAUAUCCUUUUUCAGUGUUUUUUGUCUCCUGAUACCUCUGAUUAAUGCGAUUCCCGAGUUCAUAACGAAUCCGAUCGUUAUAACCCAGACAAUGUGUUUUUGUUCAGCUUGCGUUAUCAUUAUUAUGAAAACUCUAGUUUUGCGAUUGCAUCGAAAGAAAUUUCAGAUUCUCGUCGACGAGAUGGAGAAGUUCGUACAAACUUGUUCCGAACGGGAGAGACGCGUUCUCCAAAGUUACGUCGACAAGUGUUCGGUCUACCAUGUGAUCAUAUCAUUUAUGAAUUACUUAGCGAGUAUUGCAAUGAUUAUAAGUCCAUUCGUGAUUCCUGAUCAGAAGAUGCCAACUGCCGCGGUCUAUCCGUUCCCCGUCGAUUCCGGUGUCCUCAUGUACCUCGUUUUCAUCCACCAGUCCAUGGUCGGACUUCAAACUUCGGCUGGUCUGACGGUCGACUGUCAAAUGGCAAUGAUGAUGUGGUACGCGGGCGCGAGGCUCGAACUGUUUGCCGAGGAGAUAAAAAGCUCUCCGAACAUCAAAGAGUUCGGUUACUUCGUCAGAAAACACGAACGACUUUUAUUUUAUGCUACUCAAGUGGCUGAAACCAUGCGCUAUGUCGCUUUUACGACCACUUGCGUUUGUGGUAUCGCAUCAAUCGUCUGCUGCAUGCAGUUGGUCAGUAAUCAACCGAUUUUGGUGAAAUUACAAUUCGGACCCGUGUCCAUAGUCUGCCUCACUAACUUGAUUAUUUGCGCUUGGCCAAUUGAGAAUAUCGUCAGAGUGGUUCGUAUUCUUGAGUUCAUGAAUUUUGAUUGAUGAAAUUAAAUUCCACUAGCAAUUAUUAUUAUCUAUUUAUUCUUUUGAAACUUUUUGGCGUUUAGUGCGAUUUAAUUGGAUCAACUGUUUAU
This is a messenger RNA of Venturia canescens, 1031 nucleotides long. RefSeq lists its product as uncharacterized. NCBI's taxonomy places the organism in Eukaryota, Metazoa, Arthropoda, Insecta, Hymenoptera, Ichneumonidae. Gene Ontology annotation, molecular function: olfactory receptor activity; odorant binding. The coding region runs from base 1 to 939 and encodes 312 amino acids. Gene Ontology annotation, cellular component: plasma membrane. The record is from RefSeq and is a predicted model, not a curated record. The transcript has 3 exons. Gene Ontology annotation, biological process: detection of chemical stimulus involved in sensory perception of smell; sensory perception of smell.